AUGAAUGAUGUUAAAACUUUUGAACUUGAAGAAGCAAACUCAAAGCUUAAUAUUGAAAUCCAAGUUCAAGUUAAGAAAUUCAAUGACCUUAAAGUACGUGCCCAAUCAAGAUUAGAAGAUGCAUCGGAACAAUUAUCCGAAAUUAAAAAAGUUGCCAAUAAAGAAAUUUUUAAACUUGGUUUGAAAUUGAAAGAUUCAGAAUCUAAAUUGAAGUUAAAACAAUUAUUGGACCAUGCAGGUAAAAAACCACCACUUAGAUUCACUGGAAAAGCAUAUCCAAGCAUAGCUAAACCAAUCAAUAUUUAA
Molecule: messenger RNA, 306 nt
Organism: Dictyostelium purpureum
Lineage: Eukaryota; Evosea; Eumycetozoa; Dictyosteliales; Dictyosteliaceae
Exons: 3
Coding region: 1-306 (101 amino acids)
Source: RefSeq, a predicted model, not a curated record